Messenger RNA from Thalassophryne amazonica, 2154 nucleotides. RefSeq names its product zinc finger DHHC-type palmitoyltransferase 23b (gene zdhhc23b). The coding region runs from base 260 to 1513 and encodes 417 amino acids. Gene Ontology annotation, cellular component: Golgi apparatus; endoplasmic reticulum. Gene Ontology annotation, biological process: protein targeting to membrane; peptidyl-L-cysteine S-palmitoylation. The transcript is spliced from 5 exons. Gene Ontology annotation, molecular function: protein-cysteine S-palmitoyltransferase activity. NCBI's taxonomy places the organism in Eukaryota, Metazoa, Chordata, Actinopteri, Batrachoidiformes, Batrachoididae. The record is from RefSeq and is a predicted model, not a curated record.
GCAGCAGGAGGAGAAACCAGAGAAACACUCACCGAGGGACUGGAAACACACGACGCCUCGAACGGAUUCUGCUCACGAGCUCCUUCUAGAACCGAACCCACCAAACUAUUACAUGUUCUGCUAACUUCCGCCACGCGCGGCGCGUGCGGAACCCCGGCACGAGCCGGAGGGAGACUUCCGGGGAAAAUAACUUCAGUCGAUAAUCGAUGUAUCGACAUUUAACAGCGGUGUUCAGUGGGCUGCAAGGCUGCUCGUCGUGAUGAAACGCACCAACAGGAAGCGUGAAGAAGACGAGACCCUGUGCUGCUGUGAAUAUGUGAAUCGUCAUGGAGAGCGGAGCCACAUAGCAGCCUGCUGCUGUGACUGUGAAGACCUGGAUGAUGUCUGUGACAGAUUUCUGAAGAGGGAGUCUCAGAAACCAGAUUCACUGUCACAAGUGGCUGCAGUUGUGACAGACAGGAUUCGUGUUCCCUGGAUUUGGGGCGGAGCUCGAAAAGUGGACUUGUCCGUCAUCCCUCCACUUAUCCUUCUUCCGAUCCUCCUGCACGUCGCUGCUUUCCAUUUCUUGCUCGGCCUGGUGGUUCUGACAGCUCUGCCAGGCCUGGUGCUGUGGUACUACUACGUUACCCACCGCAAAAAGGGACAAACGCUGUUUUUCCUGAGCUUGGCUCUCUUCUCUUUAGUGUACAUGUACUAUCUAUUUAUCACAGAGGUGUUUCCUCGUGGGGAUGUUGACCAGGUUCAGCUGGUGGUAGUAACUGUCGGGGUCAUCCUCACACUAGCUGCACUUGUUCACACUAAGAAAGGACCAGGCAUUGUGCAGCCAAACCAAGCUACCGUUCACAGCACAGUAACUUAUUACAGGUGUCUGGCAAACACAGAUUCUGCCAGUAACGGUGGGAGGCAAGAUCUCAUGGUGACAACAGUCAACCAGACAGUACAGCAGAAGGAGUCAGAGCUGAAGGAAAGCAGCCAACAGAACUGGUGUCCAGUGUGCAGAGUGGUACGACCACCCAGGGCAGGACAUUGUCGCAUCUGCAGUGUCUGUGUACUGCGUCUUGACCACCAUUGUGUCUGGAUAAACAGCUGCGUGGGACAAGCCAAUCACUGCAGCUUCCUGCUUACGCUCGUCUUCUUCUUGUUGACCUCCGUAUAUGGGAUCAGCUUGGUGCUGCAGAGUGUGUGUCCACAGCGAAACCUUCCCACUGCCCUGCUCUACUGCCCCGGGGUCUACAGCCAGUACAGCACAGCGCUGUGCUUCACCUGUGCAUGGUACAGCAGCAUUGUGACAGGUGGGCUCCUCCACCUGCUGAUGGUGCAGGUCAUUAACGUCAGCUACAACGUGACUGAGCGAGAGGCACGUGUGGCUCUGAGAGACAGGACCGCUCGCAGUGCCUGUUGGGGACUUGUUGUGGACACUGGUGUUUACUCUAGAGGGUUCCGCAGCAAUUGGACAGAGUUUAUGACCAUGGCAGACAAAGUAAAUUCUCCCACCCCAACAGACUUGGUGUAGGAGUGCUGUGCUUUUAAUGUCCACUGGAUGGCAGCAUGGCUCCUUCUAAGAUUUUACAAAGCUGUUCUGACAAAAAUAAAACACUUAAGAGCUGCUGUAAUUGUUACUGAUGUGCGGUAUUAACAGGGGUAAUCCAGUUAGUUUCUCUGAGUUGACUUUGUCACAUCGAAAAUAACAACUACAAACUAUAAAGAGUCACAUUCAUUGUUGUUAAUGUCUGAUGGCUGUUUUGUCUUCUCGCCAUCUGACCUUAUGAUGCUGCCCCAGCUCCACUUUUCAUCUUUGACAAAUAUCACCGUGUCCCUCUUCUGGAGACUUGGAAUAUUCUCUCAUGCCAGCUUUACAUCUUAUUUCCUUGCUUAGAAUCAGCAAGGGAGUUGCAGUGAGUGUGAAAAUGUCUGAACUGUAAAUAAAUGUGCAAAUCUAUUCACCUUUAGACUGAUCACACAUCUUUAAAUAGUAUGUUAACAUGACGUCAGUGGAACCGACCAGUUUGACCGCAGAGAGAGAGAGAGAGAGAGAGAUUGGUUCAAAGUGACUCCCAAAUGAAAGCCUUUGAAAUACUGACAUUUUCUUUUCAGUGCUUUUAUUUCACAUAUAUUGAAAACAUUUGUAUCAACUGUUCUAAUAGAUUUUGCAUG